AUGGCAGCUUGUAAACAUUGCUUAGUAGAGUUUCCUUGUCAAGUUCACAUUACGUUUUGUCCUUCAUGUGGAAUUACACAAACGAGAAUGAACGAGAAAUUAUUGAAAAUUAUUUUCAUGGAUAUAAAUACGACCUCAUUGUUUGUUUUGUUGAUGAAGAAACAUGGUAUUGAAAUGACUGUUCGUACUCUCAAAAGAAGUUUGAAAUCAUAUCAUUUGUCUCGUCAAAAUGAAAACAUAUCUGAGGACAAUGUGAGAACCCUUCUCAGGCAAGAAAUGCAAGCUGCUGGAGGUUCAUUAGCCGGUUAUCGGAAGAUGUGGCACAUUCGAAUUAAACAUCAUGUGCACGUUCCCCGGAAACUUGUUGCGACAAUUCUAAGACAACUUGACCCAGAGGCAAGUAUUAGAAGAAGAAGGAAAAGGCUUCAAAGGCGUCAGUAUAUUUCUCAAGGUCCAAAUCAAUGCUGGCAUAUUGAUGGAUAUGAUAAAUUGAAGCCAUUUGGUUUUCCUAUCCAUGGUGCUGUUGAUGGCUUCAGCCGGAAGGUUUUAUGGUUGGAAGUGGUAAAGUCAAACAAUGCUCCUGAAUCAGUUGCACAGCUCUACUUGGAUGCUGUCAGAAGAUACAGAGGUUGUCCACACCUGAUUGUGGUACUGAAAAUGGUGUGA
Xenia sp. Carnegie-2017 is the source of this 666-nucleotide messenger RNA. RefSeq lists its product as uncharacterized. Lineage: Eukaryota; Metazoa; Cnidaria; Anthozoa; Malacalcyonacea; Xeniidae. The record is from RefSeq and is a predicted model, not a curated record. Bases 1 to 666 code for a protein of 221 amino acids. The transcript has 4 exons.